Molecule: messenger RNA, 1959 nt
Organism: Frankliniella occidentalis (western flower thrips)
Lineage: Eukaryota; Metazoa; Arthropoda; Insecta; Thysanoptera; Thripidae
Exons: 2
Coding region: 281-1687 (468 amino acids)
Molecular function (GO): protein binding
Source: RefSeq, a predicted model, not a curated record
CUCUUUUUUUCUUCCUCCCUUCUUACACCCGGUUAUUCCUACUCACACCCGGUUAUUCCCAUUUUAGGUGCAGCAUUUGCUGCACCUCGGACCCCCUCUUGGCGCCACUGGCGGCGGUACCCACAGGCAGAAUCACUCCCGCUCGCGCCCCGCUCGCCUCACCGCUCGCUCGCAGUCACGCAGUGCGCAGCUCGCGGACAAGACAAGACCAGAUCUCGCCGUUUCCACUCCACGCCAGACGCCAGACGCUGCUGCCAACGCUUGCUGGAACUUGAAGAACAUGGAGCAGCUGCCGGACGACGUGCUGCUGGAGGUGAUGCGGUACCUGACUGUGGAAGACCUCUUCGCCUGCCGCCUCGUGUGCAAGAGGCUCGGGGCCCUGGCGCUGCACCCAGACGUGUGGCGGCAUCGAGAUCUUAACGCCUACGGCGACCAACUCAAAUGGCUGUGCCCUGUACUCCGCCUCGCGCCGUGCUUGACCACGCUGAUGAUGGAUCUCCCAACGCCGGGGUGCCUGCUCGCGUGCACCAUGGUGAAGUGUGCUGUGAGGGAGUUGUACUUGGGUGUGGUGGACGAGGGCGGCUCCAUGCACGCGGCCGCUUUGAUCCGCAGCCAGGAGGCGCUCGGCCGACUACGGGUCCUUCAAAUAAGCUUCCCUUUGGGUUCUGAUAGAGAACAAACUGCUCUGAUGGGGACGGUUGCGUCAACGUCUGGCCUUGAAAUGCUCAUUUGCGACCAUUGUUCUCCUUGUCCAGCGUCGACCAUAGCAAGGCUAGUUCAGCACGGCGCCGUGACUACGUCAUCCCUGAGGUAUUUCAUCUGCUCUCUGUUUUCCCAAUCAGAUUAUGGUUUUGCACAUUUCGUGCUUAGUUUGCACGCCGCUACCUUGGAGAAGGUUGACCUCGGCCUCGGCAGUCGCUUGUCCGACGAUUACUGCCCGUACUUGAGCGAGACCGCGUCCCUGCUGGUCGGGAUGCCAAACCUGCGGAAGCUAGAAUGCCCCGUGCUACCGGGCUUGGAGUCACUGGUCGUAUGCGAGUCCCUAACGACCCUGACCAUCAAUGUGUGUGCGUUACCUGACCGACGUGCCCUCGUGGGGGCUGCGAAACUCCUUCGCCGCGCCCACCAGCUGCGCGAAGUGAUGUUGUACUACAGGUCAUUCUUCGAAGACAGAAGCCUCCUUGAUUUAGGCGUGGACUUGAUCCGAGCCUUGGAAUGCUCCGGACGUUCCCAGUUGGAAAAGCUGUCACUCGGAGCGUCGUGGGAAUUUGCCGCUCCUCCUGACAAGAUCUUCACGCUGGUCACACCACUACUCGCCACGCUGCCCUCGCUGCAGGCCCUGAAGCACCUGGCGGUGGACCCGGCACCUAGUGAACUGCUGCUAGGUAUCACGCCCCAAACGACCCCGGCUCUGGAGGGCCUGGAGCUUCAUCCAAUUGAUGACACACUUCUUCCGUGCGCUCACGCCUGGCUGCACAGCGACGCAGUCAAGAAGCUGUUCACUAACAACUCCUCACUUGAAUUGUUUGUUCCAAAUUUACCCAAGUACUGCCCAGAUGACGAGCUGUGCGAAGUCUGUGCACUGGGCUGCCACCUGCCCCAUUGGCAUGACGUUGAACUCGAAAAGUUCGAUCUGCUUCACGGGAUUACUUGUUCACUCAUUCCAAGAAAUAAAUUCUGUAGCUAAACAUCACGCAUCCUGCUGCCAAGUACUACAUUGUUGUUGUGCUGAGUCAAGUUUUUUUGCUACUACGUGACCGUGCAGUGUGUGCACUUGCGAUACUGUCUUUUCAUAAAGAGAUCACAUCAAUGUAUCAAUGUGUACAGAUUUCUUAACUGCGUAGAUUUAAUUCUGAUUCAAUGAAACUAUUAAUUGACUAAUUCCUCUUUUCAGAAUACUAACUGUAUUUUGCUCUGUCGACUCUGUAAAUGUUUUAAAUAAAUUGUUGCACACCCUUA